UCCGUAGUAAAUUCUUUCGAUCUCAAAUACCUUUCUUAACAAAGCCGCCAUUCCCAAUUAAAAAAAAAAACUGCUGUUUCAUACGGAGUAUUCUCAAACUCUAGUUUCUCUGUUCUGGGCAUGAGUUUCUAUUUGUAGCGUUCGUAACUCUAGCUUUUCGGCAUCAUCGUGUAAGGUGAAGGGAAUGCAAGUCUUGUGCACCUGUGAUUGGAACCUCUGGAGGAAUAAUAUCUUUCUGGAAGAAAAAGAACUAACUGGGAUUUUGCCUGGCGGAAGGCGGUGGAAAUAUACCGUCUUUGCAUCACCCUAGUCAUGGAUUUCAGAGACAACACAAAGCCAGCUAGUGUCCCACCACUGGGUCUUAUUUAUAGUGGAUACAGUGGCAAAAGCUCUGCAGAAGAUCUAGCAUGGGCCGAUUCCUGCCUUUGUCCAGAUGCUGAACUAUCACAGGGUGGCUUGAAUUCAUUCGGAAAUGCCUUUGCCUUUUUAGGGAUUCAUGGUUCCAAACUGAAUUCUUCUUUUGAAGAAAAUGGUGAAUUUCGUGAAACGGGUGAAAGAAAGUUUUUUCUCAACAAAAAGGGUAGAAACUCACAAGUGUUAGAUGAAAUAACAACCUGUGAUCCUCUAAGAAAUGAACAAGAGGGGUUAAACAUGAUAGAUUAUGAUCAGAUCAGUGAAACAAGUGAUACUUUCAACACAAAAUUUGACUUGGAUAACGUUUUCCUUCCUACGUACAAUGAAAACCAGAUGAUAUUCGCAACUGUUGAUCCUGAGCUAGACUCGAUCUUUCCAGCAUUUGUGGAGGACCAGCCAGCUGAUAACAUCUUUAAGGUGUGGGAACUAGACAUCCCAGACGAGGAAGAUGAACUCAUUGGACAAGUGAAAAUAGCCGUAGCUGAGAGCGCCUUAGAACCUGAAGCUGCUGUCUCUAAAUGUUCUGGAGUGUGGAUAGAAUCGGAUGCUUCAUCACUUGAUGAUCUCAUUUCAGGCAUUGAUGACCUGUCUUUGAGCAGGGAGUCCAGCUAAAGGCUAAUCGAUGAUCUCAUUAUUUUAGUUAUGCUAAUUCUAUGUUAUGAUUUUUAUCGCAUAGCCCUACUUAUGUCGGGAGUUCAUUGCAAUAUAUCUAGAGAGCAACGAUUUUACCCAUGUGCAUGAUUAUUCUACUUGUGAAUCAUUAUCAAAAGAUCUUUUAUUAUUUUGUAUCAUGUCAUCUACUCAAUGACAAAUGAUCAUGGCACAAUAGCCCCUCUAGAGGGACUAAGCGUGAAGCUCAAUACUCUUAAUCAAGAUUUGUUUCUCGUUAAAUCUCUGAUCAAAUGAUGUGGUAGCUGAAAUGGACGAGGAAGCGGUCAUUGCGGCUGUCUGGAAUCCCGUGAUGAAAACUGGAAAGGGAAGGUGAGAAGGUGAGGCUUGUUGAGACUGUCAGGGGCUUCUUCAAGACUGUUUGGGGGCUUACAUUACACCAUACUCUGCUAGAGAGAAACACAUGUGCGGACUUCCUAGCCUUUGGCGCUCCACAAGGGUUAAUUUUUCAUCAUCCUUGUUUUGAUUUCUUUCCAUUACACCAAAGCAAAAGGGGUUUUAUACACAAACUGAGUUGUUAAGAUUUAAUGUUCCAUUCUAAAAGGUGAACCUAAUAGGAUUAUAGGGAGAACAAUUCAAAAUUUUAAUAUAGCACUUUAUUACUUCUAAAUUUACCGGUGUAGGACUUCAAC
Messenger RNA from Cuscuta europaea, 1715 nucleotides. NCBI's taxonomy places the organism in Eukaryota, Viridiplantae, Streptophyta, Magnoliopsida, Solanales, Convolvulaceae. The record is from the annotation of a GenBank genome assembly.